Molecule: messenger RNA, 3651 nt
Organism: Anolis sagrei ordinatus
Lineage: Eukaryota; Metazoa; Chordata; Lepidosauria; Squamata; Anolidae
Gene: ACTN1
Product: actinin alpha 1
Biological process (GO): actin cytoskeleton organization; muscle cell development
Cellular component (GO): cortical actin cytoskeleton; Z disc; plasma membrane
Molecular function (GO): actin filament binding; calcium ion binding
Source: RefSeq, a predicted model, not a curated record
CCUCCCUCGCUCUCUCCCUCGUUCUCGGUGUGGGCAAAAGAUUAGGCUGCGAUCUGGCAGAAGGAGAGCUGCCUUUCCCACUCGCGUUCCAGACCGGCAGCGCGUCAGGGGCGGCGGACGGAGGAAGAGCAGCGGAGGAAAAGAAACACGCGCAAAAAAGAGCCAGGGAAAGAAAUGAUGGAUCAUUACGACUCGCAGCAAACCAACGACUACAUGCAGCCCGAGGAAGACUGGGACAGGGAUCUCCUCUUGGAUCCAGCCUGGGAGAAGCAGCAGAGGAAGACAUUUACAGCCUGGUGUAAUUCUCACCUCCGGAAAGCAGGCACACAGAUUGAGAACAUAGAAGAAGACUUCAGGGAUGGCCUUAAACUUAUGUUGCUCCUUGAAGUCAUAUCAGGUGAACGUUUGGCUAAACCAGAAAGAGGCAAAAUGAGAGUGCAUAAAAUCUCGAAUGUCAACAAAGCCUUAGACUUCAUUGCUAGCAAAGGAGUCAAGCUGGUCUCCAUUGGAGCAGAAGAAAUUGUUGAUGGGAAUGCAAAAAUGACUCUUGGAAUGAUCUGGACCAUCAUUCUCCGUUUUGCCAUUCAGGAUAUCUCAGUAGAAGAGACAUCCGCUAAAGAAGGGCUUUUGUUAUGGUGUCAGCGGAAGACAGCACCAUACAAAAAUGUGAACAUCCAAAACUUCCAUAUUAGCUGGAAGGAUGGCCUUGGUUUCUGUGCCUUGAUUCACAGACAUCGUCCAGAGCUCAUUGACUAUGGGAAGCUAAGAAAGGAUGAUCCUCUCACUAACUUGAAUACAGCUUUUGAUGUGGCUGAAAGGUUCCUAGAUAUCCCCAAGAUGUUGGAUGCAGAAGAUAUUAUAGGCACGCUAAGGCCGGAUGAGAAGGCCAUUAUGACCUAUGUUUCAUGUUACUACCACGCCUUCUCAGGUGCGCAGAAGGCGGAAACAGCAGCCAAUCGUAUCUGCAAAGUGCUGGCAGUUAAUCAAGAGAAUGAGCAACUAAUGGAAGAUUAUGAGAAGUUGGCCAGUGAUCUGUUGGAGUGGAUCCGUCGCACUAUUCCUUGGCUGGAGAAUCGGGUACCAGAGAACACCAUGCAAGCCAUGCAGCAAAAACUAGAGGAUUUCCGGGAUUACCGCCGCCUUCACAAGCCUCCCAAAGUCCAAGAGAAGUGCCAGCUGGAAAUCAACUUCAACACCCUGCAAACUAAGCUGCGACUUAGCAACAGGCCUGCCUUUAUGCCUUCUGAAGGGAAAAUGGUCUCGGAUAUAAAUAAUGCAUGGGGUUGCCUGGAACAGGCUGAGAAGGGCUUUGAAGAAUGGCUUUUGAAUGACAUUAGAAGACUAGAACGGCUGGAUCACCUGGCGGAGAAGUUCCGGCAAAAAGCUUGCAUUCAUGAAUCUUGGACAGAAGGUAAAGAGGCCAUGUUGCAGCAGAAAGACUAUGAAACUGCCACACUCUCGGAGAUCAAGGCCCUGCUAAAGAAACACGAAGCAUUUGAGAGCGACCUCGCUGCUCACCAGGACCGUGUGGAACAGAUUGCUGCUAUUGCACAAGAACUCAAUGAGCUGGACUAUUAUGAUUCACCAAGUGUCAAUGCCAGAUGUCAGAAAAUAUGUGACCAGUGGGAUAACCUUGGAGCGCUGACCCAGAAACGACGAGAAGCAUUGGAGAGAACAGAAAAACUCCUGGAGACAAUUGACCAGUUGUACCUAGAAUAUGCCAAGCGUGCAGCCCCUUUCAAUAACUGGAUGGAGGGGGCCAUGGAAGAUCUUCAGGACACCUUCAUAGUCCAUACCAUUGAGGAGAUCCAGGGACUGACCACAGCUCACGAACAAUUCAAAGCAACCUUGCCAGAUGCUGACAAGGAACGACAGGCCAUCCUAGGGAUCCAUAAUGAAGUGUCCAAAAUUGUCCAGACCUACCACGUCAACAUGGCAGGAACCAACCCCUACACCACCAUCAAUCCACAAGAAAUCAACAGCAAAUGGGACCAUGUGAGGCAACUAGUUCCCAGGCGGGAUCAAGCGCUCAUGGAAGAACACGCACGCCAGCAGCAUAAUGAGAGACUCCGCAAACAGUUUGGGGCUCAAGCCAAUGUAAUUGGGCCCUGGAUCCAAACCAAGAUGGAGGAAAUUGGCCGUAUCUCCAUAGAGAUGCAUGGGACACUGGAGGACCAGCUCAAUCACCUGCGGCAGUAUGAAAAAAGCAUUGUGAACUACAAACCAAAGAUUGAUCAGCUGGAGGGAGAUCACCAACAGAUCCAGGAAGCACUCAUCUUUGAUAAUAAGCACACCAACUACACCAUGGAGCACAUCCGAGUGGGCUGGGAGCAGCUCCUCACAACAAUAGCUAGAACUAUUAACGAGGUGGAAAACCAGAUUCUAACUCGAGAUGCCAAAGGAAUCAGCCAGGAACAGAUGAAUGAAUUCCGUGCCUCUUUCAACCACUUCGACAGGGACCACUCCGGCACACUUGGCCCUGAGGAAUUCAAAGCCUGCCUCAUCAGCUUGGGUUACGAUAUUGGAAACGAUGCACAGAAGAAGACUGGCAUGAUGGAUGCUGAAGAUUUCCGCACCUUCCUUAUCUCCAUUGGUUACAAUAUGGGAGAAGCUGAAUUUGCUCGAAUCAUGAGCAUUGUAGAUCCCAAUCGCAUAGGAGUAGUGACUUUCCAGGCCUUCAUUGACUUCAUGUCCCGGGAAACAGCAGAUACUGAUACAGCUGACCAGGUUAUGGCCUCAUUCAAAAUCCUGGCUGGAGAUAAAAAUUAUAUCACUGUGGAUGAAUUACGACGGGAGCUGCCUCCUGAUCAAGCCGAAUAUUGCAUUGCUAGAAUGGCACCUUACACCGGGCUGGAUUCCGUGCCUGGUGCCCUGGACUACAUGUCUUUCUCCACAGCCCUUUAUGGCGAAAGUGACCUUUAAUUACCACUUCUCUAUCCACCACACAUCUUGACCUGCUCCUUUCCAGGCGCACUUUUCUUUUUUCUCUGCAAAGCAGAUUCUGCUCUGCCUUUUCCCAACCUUCCUCUUUACCACUUCAGGUAAUGGAUCCACUUGGGGGAGGGAAGCCGAGGGAAGGAUCUUGAAACGAAAUUGCCUAUCGUGCCCCUGAAGAAUGAUGACUUACAGAAUUAUUUUCUGGUGAAAAGGUUACAUUUAAAAAAUGUAUUUUAUUAUAGGAAAAAAUAUUUUUCUCCAAAAUUUAAGCAUAAAUAGAAAGUUUAAAGAUGUGCGGGUCCUCUCCCCCUUCUCCUGCCAUUGUUCAGACAUAGGAAAUGGGAGUUCAGCAUUGCUUCCUAUAUGCUGCAGCCCAGCCCCUUGUGUCCUACCACGAGUCAACUUUUCUCAUCUGUCACUCUAUAUAUUCUUUUGUCACAUAUGUUUUCAGAGGGGAAGGCACAUAAGUGCAUGUAUUACUGGUUCACUCAUUUCAUGGAAAUAUUUUACAAUAAAAACUUUUUGAAAUUGCUGUGGUUUUUUAGGGAAAAAUAAUGUACACAGCUCAUGUUUUCAUAUUUAAUUAAAACUGCAAUAUGCCUACAAUGUGUCGUUGCUGAAAGUUGUCUUGCUUUCCAAAUAUGGCGCUUGAGAGUUGGCAUCUUUGAUAUUGCUUGUCACAGACCAUAUUAAAAAAAAUCUUGUGAUAACAAA